Amphiprion ocellaris (clown anemonefish) is the source of this 5561-nucleotide messenger RNA. It is a transcript of the gene pik3c2g, whose product is annotated as phosphatidylinositol-4-phosphate 3-kinase catalytic subunit type 2 gamma. The record is from RefSeq and is a predicted model, not a curated record. Gene Ontology annotation, cellular component: plasma membrane; cytoplasm; phosphatidylinositol 3-kinase complex. NCBI's taxonomy places the organism in Eukaryota, Metazoa, Chordata, Actinopteri, Pomacentridae. The coding region runs from base 365 to 4531 and encodes 1388 amino acids. Gene Ontology annotation, molecular function: 1-phosphatidylinositol-4-phosphate 3-kinase activity; 1-phosphatidylinositol-3-kinase activity; phosphatidylinositol binding. The transcript has 35 exons. Gene Ontology annotation, biological process: phosphatidylinositol-mediated signaling; cell migration; phosphatidylinositol 3-kinase/protein kinase B signal transduction.
UUGCCUUUGGGCUGCAGGGGACAGUAGUAACACAGCAGGCUUUCCAGUGCAAGAGCUGGGAGGACCAGAGCCAGGAGCAGCAGGAUGGAGAUCAGGAACCAGCAUGGACCCAACAGAUGGACGUCCAGACUAAUCCAGGAACAGUUGAAGCUGUGUCAACCUGAGGACCUCUACCAACCGGCAAACCCUCUGAUUACCAAGCAGAAACAGGUUUAACUUGCUGAGCAUGGCCACGCUCAAGAACUCACCUCCACACGGCAUUGGACACCAGAUAACAGAGCUUUGACGUUCUUCCCUCUGCUGGGCUAUGAGACAGUGUCAAACUCCACCAUCCAGGACCACUUAUACGAAUCCUUAAAACUUCAUGGAUCCUCCUGGAAGGCGACAUGGAGCAAUCCAAAGACAAAAUGCGAAUGCCACUGACUUCCCCAUGCCUCUGACAGAGGAUCUACAACAAAUGCACCUUUAUGAGUACCUUGGAGUCUUUUGUGACAAUGACGAGGACCAUUUGUAUGAGAGCACCUUGUACGGGUUCAGAUCGCCGACUGAACCCCGACCUAAACCCCCGGGUCCUGUCUGGGCUCAGGGGGGAGGAGGAGGAGCUGGCAACACAAACCCACCACAGAGCACAAACUGUCCUCUGCUGCCACCCAGAUCCAGGGCAUCCAGCUCACAUCUGCCUCUUACACAAGGCCGGGUACCCCCUCCUCUUCCUUCCAGGACACAUCUGCCCCUCGAAAAGACUAAGAGGUUUUCCUGUGACUUCACUGAGCCUGUUCACAGGCUGAAUCGUACCAGAACAGUAGCAGACAAUCAUGAUCCGUGGACCAUCAAACUAGUCGACACUCCAGAGGGCAGCACCAAUAGGGUGGCGUUUUUUUGCGCUGCAGUUUCCCAGCUGAUGUCACGGUACAAACACACAGACUCUGCUCACAACUCUGGUGUGGUAUGGGGUCGAGUGUCACACAUCCAUCCUGCUCUGCUGCAGCAGGUGGAGGUGACUGUCAGUGUAGCAACAGAAUGGGACGAUAAUCAGAUCCCCUUCCCCACCACUGUGAACAGGACUGUGAAAAGUCUGAUUGAUGAAAUCUUCCAGCUGCUGGACCUCACUCCCAUCACACCUGGAUAUUAUCUAUUAAAACUGUGUGACUCUGAGGAGUAUCUCAGGAAUGAAGAACUGCUGGGCAUGCAUGAGACAAUUCAGAUCUACUCCAAGUUUAAACUGCUAAUUCCUCUACGACUGCUCCACGUGAACAACCUCAAACACCGUCUGGUCAGAGAUGCUGAGGAUGACAGGACCGUAUGCCAACUGUCUCAGCUCCAGCAUCCCGUCUGUGUCUCCAACCCAUGCAAGCUGAGUCUGCAGGAUGUGCUCAAUGACUACAACAGAGAGGCAUCAGAGCUCAUAAGAAGUAAGUCUGGGAUGAACAGCAAUGUGCUUGUGAGCAAUGUUCAUACCAUCAGCAACCUGCUGUGUGGACUCUCAUGUCAGGAACUGGAGGAUACCAUCGGCAGGCUCAAUAGAAUCAGUCCCAUACCUCUGAGUCAUGAUGAGAUGCAUGACUGUGAAGCUGCUAUGAUCAUGCUACACGGGGCGCUGCUUAAAGUGCUGCAGGUAUUUUUUGACAACUUUCAGUCAGACUUCAGAGCCGAGAAGAUAACCGGCAGCCCGCAAACCUGUGACGUUGAAAACAACUAUGAAAUCUUCCAGUUCAAUAUCGCUACCUUGUACAAGCUACAGCCCUCCUGGAUAAUCACCUAUGAGUCCUUCUCUGUUUCCUGUGAGCUGACAUACGGAGGAACAAAGAUCUGUGACACCGGCGUUUCUGAAAAUAUCAGCACGGCUUUGUCACUUGGAAACAAAAUCCAGUGUAACCGCAAGAUGGUGUUCCCUGUUCCAGUUAAUCAGCUGCCAUAUGAGUGCAUGCUGACAUUUCGCCUCAAAGGCUCCAAGCGAGGCAAAAGCCCCGAGCUUUUACGCUGGGCUGUUCUACCUCUGUACAAUGACAGGACUCUGGUAACAGGGACUAUCCUGCUCAGUAUGUCCACUCUGGCUGAGCUGCCUCGUCCUCCCUCUCCUGCUCUGUUUGACAGCCAUAAACAAGCCGUCGGGGUCAUAAUGCAGCUUGAGUUUCAGGAUCAGUUUGAGUGGGUGUAUCAGAGGCCCAUCGCACUCCCCGGAUCAGUCAUCUUCUCUCAGCCUUGUGACGAGCUGCAGAGGAAAAUGUUGGAUGUUUCUAAGAAGCAUUGCCUCUGCUUCCUAACAGAGAAUGAGAAGUCUUUCCUUUGGAGUAAACGUUACAAUGCUGACAAAGGAAGCACUUUCCUCCACCUGCUGCUGGGUGGAGCCCCCCGGUGGCAGCCUGAAGACCUGACAGAAAUCUACACUGUUGUAGAGAACUGGCCCAUCCAUCUGCCUGAGGAGGCCCUUUUCCUGCUCAGCGACAGUUUUCAUGAUCAGACUGUACGGACGGCUGCAGUUCAGUACUUUGAGCAGAUAUCAGAUCUUGAGUUUGAGGAGUUUCUGCCACAGCUGGUGCAGGCUCUGAAGAGUGAGUGGAAACUGAAUGGACCUCUAGUGAUGCUUCUGUUGGAGAGAUCGCUGAGGAACAUACGGAUCGCCCAGCAGCUCUACUGGCUGCUGGAGGAUGCCCACAGUGACCCGUACUACCAGAACUGGUUCGGUAAAGUUCAGGCUGCCCUGCGGCACUGCUGUGGCCGAGCACUGAGGCAGGAACUGGAGCACGAAACCCGCCUGGUGCACCUGCUGGUACAGGUGGCUGAGAAAGUCCGCAUUGCUGAGAAGGCUCGACGUAAGAAUGUUUUAAGUAAAGGAAAGCUGAAGAUUGAUGACUUCUUCAAAAAUGAAAUCAGUUGUUGCCUCCCACUGGAUCCUGCAGUCCGUGUAAAGGCAGUGAACUUGGAUGCCUGUAAGUUCUACAACUCCAAUGCUGCUCCUCUGGGGAUCUCAUUCAUCUGUACUGACCCUCUGGCCAAGAACAUCAGUGUCAUCUGCAAGACAGGAGACAACCUGCGUCAGGACAUGCUGGUGCUUCAGAUAGUCCGUGUGAUGGACAGAGUUUGGCUCCAGGAGGGGCUGGACCUGCAAAUGAUCACGUACCGGUGUCUCUCCACGGGCAAAGCUCAAGGCCUGGUGGAAGUGGUGCCUGAGGCGGUGACCCUGGCAAAGAUUCAUCAGGAGUGGGGUCUGGGUGGGACCCUUCGAGAAGACACACUGGAGAAAUGGUUCCACAUGUGGAACAGAACUAAGGAGGACUAUGAGAAGGCUGUGAUGACCUUCAUCCAUUCAUGUGCAGGGUGGUGUGUGGCCACCUUCAUUCUGGGCAUCUGUGACCGGCACAAUGACAACAUCAUGUUGAAACACAGUGGACACAUGUUCCACAUUGACUUUGGCAAGAUAAUGGGCAAUGCACAGAAGUUUGGAAGCUUUAAAAGGGACCGAUCACCCUUCAUCUUUACAUCUGAGAUGCAGCACUUCAUCACAGGAGGAGGACAGAAGCCUCAGCGCUUGCAUCGCUUUGUGGAGCUCUGCUGUGAAGCUUACAAUAUAAUCAGAAGGCGCUCUGCACUGAUACUCAGCCUGUUGGAGCUGAUGCUACAUGCGGGAAUGCCAGAACUGAAGGACUCUAAUGACCUGCAGUACGUCCUGAACAACCUCAGACCUCAUGACACAGACCUGGAGGCCACCUCCUACUUCACAAAGAAGAUCAAGGAGAGCAUGGACUGUGUUGCGGUCAAGUUUAACUUCCUAACGCACAGCAUGGCUCAAGGGAAGAAACAAGAAACGGUAACCCGGGAUGGCAUCCCUGCUCCCAGCACCAACAUCCAGGAAGCUGUCAUUCAGGGAUACACUGUCAAAGGAAAAGAUGUGAUUUAUGACCUGAGAAUAACCAUUCAUGAUGGUUUUCUGACCAGUGAGAAGACAUUUGGGCAAUUUGAGCUGAUCCACAAGCAGCUGCAGAAAUACUUUAUUGAAUCAACAUUGCCUCAGUUUCCUAGCUGGUAUAAGAUGUCGUUCACACCAGGCAGGAAGAUGUCUCUGCUGAAUAAAUACCUGAAGCAGCUUUUUGAGGGUCCAUGCAAAGGAAAUGAAUUUGUGUGCAGCUUGUUUCUGGACGGCCCCAACAAAGUUCAUGAAAGUGUGGCUACAGGAACCCGUCCUCAGAUCCAGCUUUACAUUUAUUACUCUCACUUCAAGCUGUCUAUCCUGGUAAAACACCUGAAGAACAUCAAGCAGGCAAAUGGCUCUAACCCUGAUGCCUAUGUGGUCACACGUCUGAGACCAGACCCUAAGCAGCGCUCAAAGAGGAAGACAAAGGUGGUUCGCAACAAUGACAACCCCACCUUCAAUGAACUGCUGGAGUACAGUUAUGUCCCGCUGCUCUAUGGGAUGGUGCUGGAAGUGACGGUGAAGAGCAAGAAGACCUUUGUGGCUGCAACCAACAUUAGACUGGAGGAGGAGUUGCUACAAAAGGAGACCUGGUUUCCACUGGGGAACUGUGCAGUCUGACCUCAGGGGGCUGCACUGUAGACCUGCUGCCAGCAGGGGGAGCAACCACACCGAGGGAGUGAACCCAUUUAGAGAUUCUCCAAACUCUUAACAGGGAGACAAAUUCACCUGAGAGGAGGAUCAGUGCACUUUACACUGAACAAUGGGUGCCAUUUAUAUCUAUUUAACAGAUGCAACUUGACCCCGCUUCAAAACUGAAUACAGCAGCUGCGGAUGGGACGCUUGGAUGAAGUUACAAAGCCGACUAAAAGACACAGGAGACUGUUUAUUAUAGGAAGCAACAUUUAGCUUAUCUUUUUGUCAUUUUUAAGUGUUAAUCAAAUGAAGGGGGAUUGCUUAUUAGAGAGCUUUUUGGAUGUUACUUUGGUGACAGCUGAAGAAAAGGAAGUAUUAUUUAUCAUACUUGCACUUUCAUUUGUAUUUCAUUUUGCUUUGUUUUCUUUGCUGUGAGUCAAAGCAGUCCUUGUAGACGUGUGCGUGGUCGAGACUGUUGAUGUGACAGACUAAAGAGGGGGAGGCGAUGCGGCGCUGUUCAGAGCUGCCUGCUUGUUACCUGCCCAGACUGAGCGUGUUUGUCCCUCCUAGCUGUGUCAACUGGAUGUCCUUGACCGCUGGAAUUGGAGGCGGGAGGCGUGAGGGUGAGGGGAGAGAGGGGUGAGGAGAGAGUGUGUGAGCGGGGUGACAACGCCGUCUCUCUGGCCGGAGGGGCUGACUUAACACUCUCCCCCUCACUCCAUCCUUUGUCUUAUCCAUCAGUGGCAUUCGAACGCAGUUAUGCACAUGCAUGCACAAACACGCAAAGGCAGACAGUCACGUGGUCACACAAAUACCCCUGAAAAAACACACUCACACACUCUCUCACUCACUCUUUCCAGGCUAAGGCAGGUCUCCGUGUUAUCUUAAUGCUGUCCUCCUUCUGACGGGCCUGCUGACCCGUGCUUUCCUCGGCCUCAUUCAUCGGAUUUAGUGAUGAACGAGAAUAGAAAUGGACUCCCCUGCACUGGAUUUGGUUCAAUAAUGUAUACCUCUG